AUGUGGUUGUUCCUUGAAGUGCUGCGAUAUGACUUAUAUGCAGGCUUCCUCCUCCUCUCCUUCCUCGGGCCGCCAUGGAGGAACGACAGAAGAAGUGAUAGAAACACGGCUCUGACAUGGCAGCUGUUUGUAGCUGGUAUCUUCAUGGUGGCUGCUCUGUAUGUGAUUGUUGACAAAGAUGGGUGCAAGACGCCAGGACGUGCAGAAGUCUCUGGCAGUCACACUGUAAAUAACAGGACGUUUAACUAUUCGUCCUUUCCAACUGUAUCCGUCAUCUCCCCCUUUUACAACGAGGCUCUCACCCCUCUCGUGCGUCACGUGCAUGCCCUGCUGACCCGGACCCCUCCGCACGUGCUGCUAGAGGUAAUCCUGGUGGACGACAUGAGUACAUUCAGCUACCUGGGCCGGGAUUUGCAGAACUACUUCGGUGUCCUUGAUCCUAGAAUUAAGCUGCUGCGUAACAAGCAGCGUGAAGGUCUGAUACGGAGCCGGUUAUUUGGGGCUGACGUUGCCCAGGGGGAGGUGCUGGUGUUCCUGGACGCCCACAUGGAGGUGAACCACGGCUGGGUGGAGCCGCUACUGCAGCGUCUUGGUGAGGAGGAGCAGCUGGUUCUACAGUCGGAAAUACCGCCAAUACUGGUGGACACAUUCGACGUUGACACUGGGCAGACGGUUGACCAUAGAGGUGGAUUUGGCUGGGAUAUGAGUUACUUAUGGUUCCCUCUGCCGCAAUACCUGAGUCAAUUCAGGAGAAGCGACUGCGACCCAAUCCCAUUUCCAGUCCUCCAAGGCGGUUCUAUUGCCCUGAGAAAGUCCUACUUCGAGGACCUGGGACGCUUUGAUUCCGGCCUCGCUAUCUGGGGAGGAGAACACUUUGAGAUGUCCUUCAACGUGUGGAUGACUGGGGGACGAGUGGAGCUUAUACCGUGCUCCAAAGUGGGGCAUAUAUUCAAAGACACAAAGUUCAGUUUCGGUUCUUCAGAAAAGAAUUACGUGGUAGCCAAAAACAACCUACGUGUCGCUGAAGUUUGGAUGGACGAAUACAAGCAGUUUACGAGGGCGGCCAUGCGAGCCUGGCAGGAUCCCGUACCUGAGUUCUCCGAUGUUGAAUGGAAGUCCAUUGAGGAGAGACGGAGGUUGAGGUGGCAAAGGAAGAGCAAGAGUUUCUCCUGGUUCCUGAAGACCGUCCUCCCAGAACAACCUAUUCCAUCAGUAGACGAUGUCAAGUAUGGCGAGGUGGCCAGCUCCUUGACCAAACACUGUCUGUAUGUCGCCGAUACCGGACUCCUGAGCCUCACGACAACGUGUAUGUCGUUUGUUGUCGUUGUUAAAGAGAACACUUUUUCUCUUGAUAGGUGGGGUAGGUUUAAACACCGGGAUAAAUGUGUCGGCUUCCACGAAAACAGCUUUCUACUUACCCUCACUGACUGCCCUUGUGUGGAAGGAUACCAAACCAUGCCCCACUGGACAACGGACAGCGAAGGGGCGCUUAUUUAUAAUGGUCAGCUGGGGUCUCUGUGCGCCACGCUGGUCCAAGCAAGGCCAGGGGUGGAGUCCGACUUGGUCCGACUGCAAGCAUGUGUACCGAACAUGGCCGAACAAAAAUGGUCAUUUAUGUAUCAUUUCAAGUACUGA
Haliotis rubra (blacklip abalone) is the source of this 1635-nucleotide messenger RNA. RefSeq names its product polypeptide N-acetylgalactosaminyltransferase 3-like. The coding region runs from base 1 to 1635 and encodes 544 amino acids. Gene Ontology annotation, cellular component: Golgi apparatus. Lineage: Eukaryota; Metazoa; Mollusca; Gastropoda; Lepetellida; Haliotidae. The record is from RefSeq and is a predicted model, not a curated record. The transcript has 4 exons.